UGCGCGUAUAGAGGCAAGACGCGAUUUGUGUCUGUAGAGAAACUUUGCUUAUCGAUUACGCACGUAACACAUUCAGUGAGCCACACUCAACGAUAAUCGUGUGAAAAUUACUAAAUUUUAAUUCUUAUAAAAAAAAAAUUAUUAAAUGUGCUAACUACAUUUUCGGCUGCUAAAGGAUAAUCACAGACAGGAUGCUGUAGUCAGCGCAGUGCGAAGAAGCAAACCAAUAAAGCAUAGUUGAGCGAGCGAGAGAGACAAAAGAGACAACGCCAGCGGCAGCAGCGAAGCAAAGAGCAGAACGAGAGGCGUUUAAUAGCGUUGAGAUAGUGACAGGAUGAAUCCCUACAAUGCUGGAGCUGGAGGAGGAGGUGCAGCCAAUCCAUUUGGAGCGCCUGCAUCGAAUGUUGGCUAUGGACAACCACAGCAGCAGCAGCCGAACAUGGGUUAUGGCUAUGAGCAGCAGGCAACUGGUGGAUACGAUCAAGGCGGAGGAGUUGCCUAUGGACAACAGCAGCAGCAGCAGCAGGCGGGCUAUGGACCUCCAGGCGCCCGACCGCGUGUCGAUGUGGAGGCUAGUGGCGAGGUGGAUCCGAAUUUGUAUCCUGAGGCCAAGGAUUCAACGCACAAAGUACGCGGACACUCGGAGAUCUUGCAAAUGUUCUUUGGCGCCACGGAGCAGGAGCUGAUUCCCGUCAAGAGUUUCUACUUCUUCUUCUACGCCGCCUUUGGUUCGCUCUUCCCGCUGAUGGGCGUCUACUUCAAGCAGAUGGGCAUGAAUCCGGGUCAAUGCGGCAUUCUCGUUGGCAUGCGUCCGUUUGUCGAGUUCCUUUCGGCGCCCUUCUGGGGCUCCUAUGCGGAUCGUUGUCGCCAGGGCAAGAAGCUGCUGCUGGCCUCGCUCGCCUGCUGGGUGCUCUUCACCAUACCGUUGAGCUUCAUCCGGCCGGAAGCCGUCAAUUGCAUUGAGCGUCGCAAUGCCACCGAUUUUGUGCUCACUUAUACGCGCACCAAGCGCGACACUUCGGCCAUGUAUGAGCCGGAUCAUGAGCUGGCCUACGAUGAGCUGGACAUGCUCGCCGAGGAUCAGGAUGAGGAGCAGGUGUCGCACAUUAGACGCAAGAGAUCGCUGCUCUUGCCGCGCAUUGAUGCGGGCAUCUCUCCAGUGCACAUCAACUUUGUGAGCAACUACGAUGAUAAGAAUCACAGGGAUUAUGUGACGCCCAUCUUCAGCUCUAUGGUUUAUCGCACACCAGACAUCCAAAAGGCAUUCUUUUUGCUGUUGCUGGUCAUCCUUAUAGGCGAGUUCUUCAGCGCUCCAGCCAUUACCUUGGCAGAUUCGGCAGUCAUUACGCUGCUGGGCGAGGAUGCGGAUAAGUAUGGACAUCAGCGAAUGUUUGGCUCCCUCGGCUGGGGCAUCUCAAUGUUCUUGGUGGGCAUUGCACUGGAUCACUCCACCUCGUUCUCCAAUCAUCCAUGCGGCGCUGGCAACAAGGAAAAGAACUAUAACAUUUGUUUCUCCAUCUUCUCGGUGUUGAUGACCUGUGCCAUCAUCUCGGCCGCGAAGAUCACGUUCAAGUACGAGCCCGUGGAUGAGAGUCAACAGCAGGCAUCGGCACAGUUUGUGGAUCCCAACAAGAAGGCCGAGGAGGAGUCGAUGAAUCAGCUGGCCGCUCAACUCAAUCUACCAUCACUGGCUGUGGGUAGCGGCAGCGCCGCUUCAGGUGCCUGCGCUGGUGGCGUCAGCAGUUUCCUUGCUGCUGGCCAUCAGGCGCAACCGCAUAUUGGGGCCGAGUCCAAGGUGUUUGCCCAGACGGCCAAGGAGUUGCCCGAGUGGAUGACGGUGUUGACCCACUUCAAGGAUGUGAAGACAGCGUCGUUUCUGUUUGUCGCCUGGUUCAUGGGCUUUGGCAUCGGUUUGAUUUUCACUUUUCUGUUCUGGCAUUUGCAAGACUAUGGCGGCACGCCCACAUUGUUCGGUGUCGCUUCCGUGAUCAAUCAUGUGUCCGAAAUCUUUGCCUAUUUCUUUAGCUUCCGCUUGAUCACCCAAAUCGGUCAUGUGAAGGUGCUGUGCUUGGGCCUCAUUGGCAAUGUGCUGCGUUUUCUGUACAUCUCGUAUCUGACCAAUCCGUGGAUGGUGUUGCCCUUCGAACUGAUGCAGGGCAUCACACACGCCGCCGUCUGGGCGGCCUCGUGCUCCUACAUUGCUCACAACACGCCCAAGCACUUACGCGCCUCGGGUCAGGGGGUGCUGCAGGGCAUCCAUCAUGGCUUGGGUCGUGGCUGUGGCGCCAUCAUUGGUGGCAUGUUUGUCACCUACUACGGUACUACUGCUACCUUCCGUUGGUAUGGUAUCGCUUGCCUCUUCGUGCUCGGUCUCUUCAUCUUCAUCAAUUUCUAUCGCAAAGAGCAGGGCUUCAUCUCGGACAUUCCCGUCACCGAGGAUCCGCAUCAGGUGGCUGAGGAAACUUCUCACUUGGCUCCCCAUGGCGUGCCCAGCAAUCCGAUACCGCGUGCUCUGUCCAAUUCGCGUUUGAACGAAAUGAAUCCUAAUGGCGGACCCUAUGGCACCUAUCAGACCACUGGCGGCAAUCUGGAUAUACCCGGCGGCGGUGGCGGUGCACAUAAUCCGUUCGCACAGUAAAUCGAUGGCUUCCCAGAGAUUACACAAAGAGUCCUCGCAAAACCACAAGAACCUGGAGACAACUUGGCAAAAGAAACCGCAAAAGAUACAUAGAUACAUUUAACAUAGAUACUUUCUCAUAGCAACAACAGCAGAGAACGAACCACAUUUACAUAGACAUAAUGAUAUAUACACAUACUUACUUAUAUGGUAUAUAUAGAGGGAGUAUAACCGCAAACAUAUCUUGGACAUUGGCCUGCAAUAUUAAUUGCCACUCACAUUGCUUUAUUAUGGUUUUUUGGUGCUUAUACACACAUAGAUACAUACGAUUACACUCACAUAGAUAUAUUUUAUAUUGAGACUUCAUAUACAUAGAGAAAGCAAUCCGGGAUACAGUUAACUUUGGCUUAACUUGGUUCAUUUUAUUGAAAGCAAUUCAAACGAAUUUUCAUAUAGUUGCUUAGCAUACAUAUAUACGACUACAAGAUAUACCCUGCAUUGGGUUGAUCAAAGAUAUUUACAAAGCAUUUUUGAUAUUAUUUGCAUCGCGAUCAUAUCAUAUAUAAGCGACGGACUCCAAUGGAGUUGCAUCGAAACCAAGCCAUAGACAACUAGAGGAACCAACAACACCAACAACAAGCACACAAAAAAACACACACCACAAAAAAAAAAGAAAAAGAAAAACACGUUACACAGAAAGUACCUAUAAAUAUAAUGAAAAUGAAAGUAGCAAAUGAUAAAUAAAAACUAACAAAGUGGAACAUGAAUAUCAUUUUAAAAAAUGGAGUAUGCGAAUUUCUUUCAAAGAAUUGAGAAUAGAAGAUUUCCAUAUUUUAGUUUAGUUCUUGACAAAUUUUACAUUCGAAAAAUAAAAAUGUAGCUGCAUUAAAUACAAAUCGAAUAUCGAAAAAAUGUUAAAAAAAAAUUAUAUAUAGUGAGAAGUGAAGAAACAAAUAUGGUAACGAAUGAUAUUAUGAAAAUCCGCCUCAUUGCAAUCAACUGUUAAAUAUCUAAUUUAAAAUAUUGAUAGCAUACUAUAUACUAUACAUAUUUAUAUAUGUAUGUAUUCUAUUAUAAAAUGGCUAUUUUGAAAUAUUUGUCGAAUACAAAUGAGAUUGACGCACCAAAAAAAUGAAAACAAAAGGGAAAAAUAAUAAAAUACAAAUGGUGUCUAGUUAAAUAACAUAUUCAGCAUUGUACCUAAGAGAUACUUUGGUUCGUUCAACUUGAUAUUAUUAUGUAAACUAUUCUAGCAAAAACAAAAACUCUUACUCAAUAUAAAUGUACUUAUAUAUACACAAGAUAUAUUAAAUAUUGUUAAUGAUAACAACAAAGAGAGAAAACUCUGUCUUAGAUAUUGUUGAUCAUAUUUUAUGGAUAUGUUUCAAGAAUUUUCGGAUUAAUAUUAUUAUAAUUAUACUAUACAGUUCUUAUGUACAGCACUUUAUGAAUCUUUGGGUAACUUAGAAUUGAGCAUAAUUACAAAUAAUUAUGUUUAAAUACAAGGCACGAAAGUUAUGUUAAAUGGGCCGCAAUCUAACCAAUGGCUCUAUAUAUUUACUUAUACCUAUAAACAUACCAUAUUACAUAUACCUAACAUACAUACAUAAAUGUACAAGUAUUAUAUACAAAGCACAUGCCAUACCAUAUUAUACAUACCCCCCAAACAAAACAAACAAUCGAAUAAAACCCAUAAAAUUAAACAAAACAAA
Molecule: messenger RNA, 4329 nt
Organism: Drosophila nasuta
Lineage: Eukaryota; Metazoa; Arthropoda; Insecta; Diptera; Drosophilidae
Gene: jef
Product: major facilitator superfamily domain-containing protein 6 jef
Exons: 5
Coding region: 335-2638 (767 amino acids)
Cellular component (GO): membrane
Source: RefSeq, a predicted model, not a curated record